UCUAUCGAGUAGCACCGGAUAUCAAUGGUUGACACUUACCAACGUACUGUGUUCAGUCCUUGGAUACCAGUCGUCUCAUCGUAUCAAUGAAUUUAGUGAUAGUUUCUUUACACUAUUGAUAUCUUUUGUCACCCGUAUUAUUUGAAACUAGACUUUAAUCUUUGGAUUUAUUGAAAUCAGAGAAAAUGACGGCUGAAGCUCUUUCAUGGGACAAUGCACGAUAAUGAGAAGAAAGCUACUUAAUAUUGAUGACUUUGUGGUACGGAGUUUGGUUCGAUGUCGGCACAUGAACGACCAACAAAUGUCCAGGAUGGUCGGCUUUGGUGCGGCCGAUUCCAGCCUGAAACGUUUCAACGAGCAGGCCACACCCACGUUUAACGCAGGUUACGGGUUCCGUGGUUUUCCAGACAACUUCAUGAUGAAAGCGAAGGAACCCUUACGCCAUCAGCGUUCGGCUGAUAUCACAACCGAUGUCAAUAGAUAUUUUAGAAGAGAUUCACCGACUGAGUGGUUACCACCACCAAACCAGCCACCAAAGAGAAUGGCGUCACCACCACCACCCGCUAAGGCGCCUGCAAACUACCCUCCACAGCAGAAUGGCAACCCAGACUGGCUAGAAAAUAAAGGUCCCGCAGUCCCUGUUCCAACCAUUUCUCCCAGAUACCAGGAGGAUUCUUACAGAAAAGGCCCCGUUAUCCGUGAUCCUCUCAGGGAAAUGACGUCAGCAGAGCGCCGUAGAAAAGUUGAAGAACAUUACAUAGCGGAACAGGACCUUGCCGAGGCCAGAAGACGGAAAGAGGAUGCAAAAGUAGAAAAACAGAAAGAAAUACAACGGAUAAAAGAAUUACAGGAUUCAUAUAGGCCCUGGGGCCGCCCAGGGGGAGGGGCACCAAAUAGAGCUGAUAAUAGGAAAAAAGUAUUUACGGAACACCAAAUCAAUAGGCCGCCAUCUCCAAAAUAUAGCGGCCCUGCGGCAAAAUUCGGAGAAGGCAACAAAGAUCACGACAGAACAAGGUCAAGCAUGGAUCAGAUGAGAAAUGGAUACCCAGAAAGAAAAGAAGCGUUGGGUCGGGCAGUUACCAUGCCCCUACGAACUUCAUAUUCGGACAGUUUUACUCACAGAAAUCAUGAUAUGCUUAGGCACCAAGAGCGGGAUAUUGAGGAGCUCCGCCAUAAUCUUGAGCAACUCGAGCGUGAAAGUCGCUUCAACAAAUUGCAGGAGUCUCAACCUGAGCCCCGAACUGAUAGAACGGAGCCUAACAGUAAACUUAGUGAAAUGAUGGAAAGCCAGUCUAUGCAGUUGAGGAAGAUGCAGGAUGAAAUCAACAGGACCCAGAACCAUGAUCCAUCUGAGUCCCAUGAGUUUGGAGAGCCCUCCCAUCUUAUGAGGCCAGCUGGGGUCCCGUCCAUACCCCUUAUUAAAAAUGAUAGGUUGAAGGCUCAAGAUGACAGCUACAUGCCGACAGAGCGCUCCAGAUUUGAUGCCAAUCCUCGUGCCCAGUCAGAUAUGUACUAUGAUGAUUAUGAGCCACAGACUGAUCGUAUUGGAAUGAGACCAAACCGUGAUCGAAACUACUUUGGUCAGUCAGAGGAAAAACUUCCUGAUUACCUUAACGUUUCACCCCGCCGCCGACCAGUUGGAAAGUUUUACAACACCAACUCUACAUACACACACGACUUUGACGCACCUGUCAUUCGUAGGGGUCGUCAGAUUCUAGAAAACCACAACAAGGAGCCAUUUGAGCCGUACGCCCCCUGGGGCCGCGAUGGGGGUGGAGCUCCCAUGGCUGAUACCACCGGGCAGAGGAGAACCCGCAUCCAGGGAUCCAUGGGUUCCCUUGGCAGAGAGUUAUCAGACUCUGCGAGGGCCAAGAGAGCUCACAAGCACGAAAUGUUGGAAAACCUUGGUCAACAGGCGCAGUUUGAGAGGGAUAGAAGAGAAGCAGAGAAGGCCUAUGCCAGACAAGGAUUUGUUGAGGUAGCUGACCGUAUGAGGCAGCAGAAGGUUGGCUAUCCCCGCUACAAGACGAGUGGACUAAUUGACAAUCACCAUCUUCCUCAUGCCAUGUCUAACCCGUUCCAUGAACGUAAGGUAGAUGAACAGAAGGCGUACCACCAGUAUCUUGGGUCACAGGUUGAGGAGAAGAAUCGGGUCGACCGUCUCGGACAGCUCGAGGAGAAGAGACAAGCAAAGGAGCACUUCCGUACACAGGAUAAUUUCUGGGCAAGACGUGGCGGUGGUAACAGAAAGGGAGAUGACUUGCGCAAGUUUAACCUGGAUAGAGCAAUCCAUGACCCCCAAACCACUAGUCAGUAUUAUAACAAAGUGCGAAUGGACGAGGAACCGCUUGAUAUUCUAGACAGGUUUAAACCUAGAAUAACGCUUAACAGUACGCACAGAAACCUGUAUGAAUUCCCAGAGGGCAAUGUAAAGAGAAUUGAUGUAAGGAAUUAUAUGGGAACUGUAUGAAAGUCAAAUUAUGCAGGAGGAGCUCCCUAUGCUGAACAAUUUGGAGCCUCAUACUAGGCAAAGCGUGAUGGAUAAAGCGUGAAAAUAGCAAUAGACACUUUCUCCAACCACUCCCAUUUACACUGUAAACAUGUACAUGUAAAUUCGGCAUACUUGUUUACUCACUCUAUAACUAGUACUGUCAUAUUUUGAAUGGAGUAUUACCAUGUCAAGUAGAUUAUUAUAUUUUUGAAAUAUAUUUUGUUAAGCAUAUAUUUGUUAGCGUUUUUUUUAAGUUAAUAGUAUGACAGAUACCUGUAUACAAGAUAUUUUGCAAAUGGGAUAAGAGAUUAUGAUCAAAGAAAAAACAUGUCUUUAGCAAGUUUCACUUUUUUGCUGUUUAAGGCAUUACCCUACAUUGCAGCUUUCUUACAGUAGUCAAACUUUUCCAAUAGCAUUAUAAAAAAUUAAAGUAAUUAUUAAGUAUUAUAAAACAAAGUCACAUUCAAUUUAACAAAGAAAAAUGCCAAAAAAAUCAGGUCACCAGUUGCUUUUGUAACCACUCAGUUCUUCAUAAAGUAUACUUGUGUUCCAAAAUGCUGGUUUGUUUCCAUAUUUAUUUGCUCCAUUUUUCCAGAAAACAAAAUGUAUAUGUAUUUUUGUUUGAUAAUGAAAGGGCUUGUCAUUAUUUUGUUUAGACUCGAUUUGCUCAAAUAGAUAAAAUAAUCUGAUCCCUGUUUCUCGAACAAACUUGAGUCUUUUAUUACAUGAUCAAGAUUAGAAUACUUUUAUUGUUUUUUUACAAUUACUAAACAUUGUGUAACUUUCUUGUUUUGAAGAGUUCUUGAGACAUUUAAAGUAUAAUAUUUGAAUGGUGAUCACAAACAAAUUUUUUAUUUUGUAAAAUUAAGUUGUUAGCAUUUUUGUUAAAUGAAAUUAGAUAUUUAAGCUUGUUACGCAUAAGUUUUUCGAAAAAUUAGGCCCAAUUCCUUAGAGAGGAUUUGAAACAAUAUACUAUAAUAUGUGUAUGCAUAUGGAGUGCAAAGAAACAUUAAUGCACCCCAGAUUAAAACAAGAACAUCAUGCAUAUGUAUACCCCCAGAUAUCUUGAGACUGUAUUUUAGUUUGCUUUAACUUCAUCUGAAGUCAUUUAUUCUCAUUUUCAGUAUUUAUAUAUUUCAUUGCUGAAUCAUUUUGUUGAACUGUAUAUAUUAUCAUAAGGAAUUCUGAAGUUAUGAAAUUAUGUAUUUUUCCUUCUUGUUGAAUGUUUUGGGCCUGUUUGUUCAUGUUUUGUUCUAUGUUAACACCUGUAUUGUUUAAACAGUGACCAGAUAUAACUGAUUGGAAUUACAAUUGGAAACUUAAUGAACUACCUUGACUUAAGUUUCAAAGCAUUGAACCUCUGAAAGAAAAACAUACCUCCACAUAAAGAUGAUCCAGUUUUAUACAUGUCUGGUGCCUGCUUACUCUUAUUUAAUGUAUUUUUACACACAGUUUAAAUCUCCCAACUGGUAAUCAUGUCAGUAUAUGUGAUAUUUAAGUGCCAAAUAAGCACUGAUUUUAAACCGUCCACUUGAACAAGUCAUUUUUUGUUAUAUAUUUCUGUGAUUUAUAACUAAAACCUGUGAUAUAUAUGUUUUCUUUACUUUUUGUCCAUUUUUUGGGGAAUGAGGGGCACAUUUUUAUUUUUUCAUACAAUUAUAUUUAUACGGUAUGUUUGUGUUUCCAGAGAUGUGAUCUGUUUACUUUUAUUGAUAGUUUAAUCGUUGCCGCUGAAGUUGUCUGAUACAAGAACAAUACAAUAUACGACAUGAGAUAUGUUAGCUCCAUGCACAACAUAUUAAUCAGGGCUUAUCAUAUUUGACAUCAGAAAUUAUCAUAUUAUAUUAGUACAUAUCAGUAUCAUAAUAUAUUGCAAUUAAACUUGUCAUUUUCAGGUUUAAUAUUCAUACUAAGAUGUCCAUAGUUCACUAUAGCAAAAAUCAAUCAGGCAACUAAAGCUGCACUUUAGAUAUUUACAAUUUUAUAUAUAUUAUAUUUUAUGCACUCUAUUCAUUAUGUAGAUAUUCUGUCAUUAUAAUUAUGCCAUACCUCACCUAUUCAAAUCUUCCAGUGAUAUAUUGAAAAAUCGAACAAAACUUUAUAUUAAAUAUAUCGGUGGAUGUUGAGUCACCUUUUGGCCAAGAAAAGAAAUUAACCAAAAUAAGAUCUACCUGGUACAUGUAUUUCAUGAACAGAAAAUAUUAGUUGUUAUCAGGAUUUUUUUAAUUAUGUUAAAAUGUUUUAUUGUCAAUAAAUACAUUUGUUCUCAUUA
This is a messenger RNA of Mya arenaria, 4763 nucleotides long. RefSeq names its product centrosome and spindle pole associated protein 1-like. The transcript is spliced from 31 exons. The record is from RefSeq and is a predicted model, not a curated record. NCBI's taxonomy places the organism in Eukaryota, Metazoa, Mollusca, Bivalvia, Myida, Myidae. Bases 206 to 2470 code for a protein of 754 amino acids.